Messenger RNA from Dromaius novaehollandiae (emu), 1323 nucleotides. RefSeq names its product mediator of RNA polymerase II transcription subunit 1-like. Lineage: Eukaryota; Metazoa; Chordata; Aves; Casuariiformes; Dromaiidae. The record is from RefSeq and is a predicted model, not a curated record. Gene Ontology annotation, cellular component: mediator complex. Gene Ontology annotation, molecular function: transcription coregulator activity; nuclear thyroid hormone receptor binding; nuclear retinoic acid receptor binding. The coding region runs from base 1 to 1323 and encodes 440 amino acids. Gene Ontology annotation, biological process: cellular response to thyroid hormone stimulus; regulation of transcription by RNA polymerase II. The transcript is spliced from 15 exons.
AUGGAACAGUUGUAUCUAAAAUACCAACAAAAACCAUGGACUGAAACUCUGAAACUUGUCCAUUUUUGCAUGGAUAAGCCACUUCGACAGCCUGUCAGUAACCCUCCAGAUGGUCCAUUGCCCUCUUGCAUGGAGAAGAUACAGAGGACACUAAAUGCUAAAUCUUUGUUUUCUGUGAUGAACAGAUUGGAAUCUUUAUCCAAACAAAAAGGGCUUAACUCUCAUGUUAGCCCCAGUGGAACUGCCUGCUACAUAACUUCAGAUAUGUUUUAUAUAGAAGUCCAGCUGGAGAAGGAUGGGAAGGUGCUGGAUGUAAAGCUGGCUCACCUUGGAGAGGUUCCUGUGAUUUGUGAUGAUUUGGUGCAGCAUCUAAGGAUGAAGAACUAUGAUGCCUUUGGAAAGAUUCUAGAAGACCUGUCAAAUCUAUAUCAGAUUCCAGGAAACAGUGAAAUGAAAGCUAAGGGAUACCUUGCUUUGCAGUGCCUUGAAAAAGAUCUUUAUUCAAUAUCUCUUCUAGACGGAAGAGAGGAUGUAAACAGAGUUGCUGAAGUACUUCAUGGAAAAGUAGGACACCUGGUGCCAAGAACUGGAGGAACUCCUAUGAACAUUGAAUUUUACAUUUCUCCCUGUCAAGUUUUGGAAGCAGAACUAAACCCUGAUUCCCAGGUAUGUGGAGCAAAAAUAGUUGUAACUGUUGAAGGCACAGAUAUACUCCACAAACUUCCUAUUUCUCCAUUAAUUGCAGAUUGUCAAGCUGGAGAAGAUGGCAGCCCUGCUUUUUUGUCACUGACUGACGAACUCAGCAUGGAUUUGUCAGCUUGUUUUUUGUUGAAGCCUCACCAGCCUAUUCCUAUGUUCUCAUCCAAUAUUGAAGAGAUACAGAAGCUCACAGGGAUUCAGAUUGCUGGCUUGAAACUAGUUCCUCUAUAUGAGCUGAUUGUUCAGUCUACUCUUAAAGAAAAAUGCAGUGAAGACUUGUCUACACAUAAUUCCUGUUUCUUUGUGUCUCUUCCAGAUUGCCCAAAGCACUGUUACUUCAUAAACAAGGGCUCAGAAAAAUCAGAUUUAGCAGGAGCAUUGGUCAGUAAAAUCCCGUUUACCCAUCCAAAGUGUGUGCCUGGCAUAAUAGAGGUUCUUCGACAUCAAAUGGCCUAUAACACUCUUAUUAGCAGCUGUGUCUCUGAGAAGCACAUAAAUGAAGAUGACUCAGAACUGCUUUACUUUGAAGUGGCACCACAAAAGAACACCAGCUUUUCUGUUUCUUUUCUUCAUCCUGUGAAAGACAAUUUAGCCUGUGAGAAAUCCAAUGUAGACUUCAUUUAA